This is a messenger RNA of Plectropomus leopardus (leopard coralgrouper), 2786 nucleotides long. RefSeq names its product stearoyl-CoA desaturase b (gene scdb). Gene Ontology annotation, cellular component: endoplasmic reticulum membrane. Gene Ontology annotation, biological process: response to fatty acid; unsaturated fatty acid biosynthetic process; monounsaturated fatty acid biosynthetic process. Gene Ontology annotation, molecular function: palmitoyl-CoA 9-desaturase activity; iron ion binding; stearoyl-CoA 9-desaturase activity. The record is from RefSeq and is a predicted model, not a curated record. Lineage: Eukaryota; Metazoa; Chordata; Actinopteri; Perciformes; Serranidae.
UCAGUAACUCAACGCAACAGUGCGCGCCAUUAUCAUUUUUGUCAUCAUACCUGCAUCUUACGCGCACCCGGAUUCCCUGCAGCGCUGGUAUUUUGCUCUGUAGUGCAAAGCGACUGGAGAUCACACGACACACCAGGCACAUCCCAGCAAAAUGACCGAAACGGAAACCCGGAAUCAUCACGCCGACAAGCAACAGACCGGAGGUGCCAUGGCAGAGACAUCGACGGUGGAGGAUGUUUUUGACGACACCUAUGCAGAAAAAGAGGGCCCCAAACCGCCGAGGAUGCUCGUGUGGAGGAAUAUCACACUGAUGACCAUCCUACACGUCGGUGCGCUUUAUGGACUCAUUCUUAUUCCCUCUGCAUCGGUUUCAACUCUUGCAUGGUCUGCAGUGUGCUACCUCAUCAGUGCUCUCGGCGUGACUGCUGGUGCACACAGAUUAUGGAGCCACAGAUCCUAUAAGGCCUCUUUUCCACUGAGAGUCUUCCUCGCUCUCGCCAACUCCAUGGCCUUUCAGAAUGACAUAUACGAGUGGGCGAGGGACCAUCGUGUCCAUCACAAGUACUCCGAGACAGACGCUGACCCCCACAACGCCACGCGCGGAUUCUUCUUCGCCCACAUUGGUUGGCUGAUGGUUCGCAAACAUCCCGACGUCAUUGAGAAGGGCAGAAAACUGGAGCUGUCAGACCUGAAGGCAGAUAAAGUGGUUAUGUUUCAGAGACGGCACUACAAGCUCUCUGUGGUGAUCCUUUGCUUCUUGGUGCCCAUGCUCGUGCCCUGGUACUUCUGGGGUGAAUCCUUGGCCGUGGGAUACUUCAUCCCUGGACUCCUGAGAUACACUGUGGUGCUCAAUGCCACCUGGCUGGUCAACAGCGCUGCACACAUAUGGGGCAACAGGCCUUAUGACAAGAACAUUAACCCGAGGGAAAACCCACUGGUUGCUUUCAGUGCCAUAGGGGAAGGCUUCCACAACUACCAUCACACAUUCCCCUUCGACUAUGCCACAAGUGAGUUUGGCUGCAAACUCAACCUCACCACUGCCUUUAUAGACCUCAUGUGCUUCCUGGGUUUGGCCAAGGACCCCAAGAGGGUGACGAAGGAAAUGAUCUCUGCUCGCAUUCAGCGAACGGGUGAUGGCAGCUACAAAAGUGGUUGAGUCACAAACUCGUCAACUGACACUGACAUGUCGAAUCGAGGUGGAACAUAGCAACAGGUAUAGCAGCAUUUCAGUGGUGGUGGUAGGGAGGUUGAUUGCCAUGCUUCUGAUUAUAAGAUAAACCUCCUCCUGAGACUAAUAUUGGCUUUAAAAAGUUGUAGACUUUCCAUAAAUUGUGUGGGUAUCUUUAAGUUUCGAAGUGUCCUCACCGACUAUUAGUCACAGCCAGCGACUUGGCUCCAUGUGCAAGCACAGCUUUUUCACGAUAAUAUAUAAAACAGGCACAAAGUGAACAAAAAAGCUAUCAGGGAUUUAAGUCUCUUUGGCAGCAGGAGGACAAAGCAAGUCUGUGUGAGCAGUGUGUAGAAGCAGUAAUCAUAGAAUAAUUUACUGUAUAUCUUAUUUGUUAAUGUGCUAUUUAUUAACAGUCUUUGGCACUUUGAAAGCUUUUCACUUAACAGUGAGUUUUCUCUACAGGCAAUAUCGAGCCUUUUGCUCUAACUUCUGUCAGUACUGCUUUGUCUCAAUCCACAGGGAGUGGAGUUUCAUCUUGAUUAUUGUUUUUCUAGUUUAGGUUAAGAUUUUGUUUAUUUUUGGUAAGAUUGUAAUCUUACUAAAAUAUGAGCUGCUGUGUUCAAGGCCAACACCGAGAUACUCAACACUAUUGAACUGUCCCCAUAUUAUCAUAGUAGAGUAACCCUUGGUAAAUACAGUUCAUAUGUGUUACACUUAUACUGUCACACCCACUGUCUCCAACUUUUCAAGAGGGGCUCGUAAUGAGGAUUAAGCUCUCUGGUGUAACGCAAUGUAUACCUCUGGUUGAAUAGUGAAGCUGCCUCAAACAUCUCACCCUUAAUCUGAAAAGAGAUGAUUAUUUGCUCUCAUUUUUUAUUAAUUUGAAAGACUCUCAGAGAUAAGGUCUCCUGCUCCCUCAGAUAAGGCCAAUGAGGCAUGUGUAGGAGGUGCAUUUACCUUUUGUGCUAUGUGAUAUUAUUGAAACAUGUGUCAGGACUCUUGCCCAAAUGCCUUAUGAGGGUUGCACACCUUGUUAAAAAAAAGAAAAGAAAAAAAAGUGCAAGUUAUGGAAAUACAUUAGGGUUUAGAUUUUCUGUCUAAUCACAGUUGUUUGGAGUCUGUUUUUAGGGAACACUUCAAAAGUUAAAAACCCUUAUUUAUUAUGGAAAAAGAGGGACCAUUCAACAAAUCUUUAAAAAGUAACGGGUUACUAUGAUAUAACUCCUCUGUAACCAGGCACUUUGCUCUAAAACAAGAUCCAAACUAUUAUAUCAUUAAUGACAAUGUUGUAAUUUUUGUCACACUUCCUCUUUUACAGAGCAACAAUUUUUUUACAGUGUUAACUUCUUAAAAGUUUGAAUGCCUUAAAAAAAUGGCACUUUUUUUUUUCAAAGAAUGUUUUUGCCCACUGUAUGUAUGGUAAAUAAACCAGAUUUUCUACUUGUGAUGAAAUAUGUUUUGCUGUUUUUGUUGGAAUUCUGUAAUACUCCUUAUUUGUUUACUGAAUUAAAAAGUAUGAUCAUACCAUUUCUGUACAUUUUUUAUCAGUGGCUUAUGGAUGCUACAGAAAUAACCCCUACUGAUAAUGAAUCAUUAUUAAACUAAGUAUACCUAC